CAAUUCAUUAAAUCGCGGUCGUCUGGUCGUUGUUGUCGUUGCUGUCGUGCGGACGUCGUCGCUGCUCUCCCGAUUUAUUGUUAUUGUUUUUGCUUUAAAGCGCUAAAUUUUUUUUAUUUAUCAGCCAAGACACGCAUUUGUUUCAACUGAGCAGGGACACCGCCUACAAUUAAAGCAGCUGCAUCAGCAAGAAUAACAACACGAACUACAACAACGACUCAACGAGCUAGAGUGCCUUGAGUGAACUAUGCAACAAUGUGACCCAAGGCAAAGUACGGCGACAGCAGCAGCAGCAGCAGCAGCACAAGUAGCUGAAAGCAGCGAAAGACCACACAUACAAUAAGCAAAGCACACCGCACUAAGAAGGCGAACAGAAAGACAAGCCAGCAGACAGUGCUUAGCGAAGACAACAACCAACUGUACAACCAAUUGCUGAAUCAAACAAACAAUACAAUACGCCGAGAGCGAGUAGACUGAGCAACGAGAGGUGGCAAAGCAAAGAAGGAGCACGAUAACAACAGCGAGAGCAGUAACGGGAACGAGUUCAGAAACGAGAGCAAGAGAUUAAGGGCGAACGCCAUGCCCAGCACGGCGGGUAGCGCAGCCGGCGUAGGCGUUGGUGCAUUGAUCAACAGCGCCGGGAGCAGCGCUAGCAUGGGCAUCGGGUCUGGAGCCGGCGCUAGCGUUGGCGUUGGCGCCAGCAGCGCAGCAGCAAGUGCCAGUAGCAGUGCUGUGGCCGCAGCCUCGGCUGGCACCUUAAUAGCACAGAGCACGGCAGGCACAAGCGCCGCUAGCGGCACCAUCACCUGGGAUAACAAUGGCACCCUGCGCUCCAUCAAUCCUGGCGACUGGUCCAUCGAACAGUGCCUCAUUUGGCAGCAGCCGCAUCAUCUCUACUUUCAACUAGGCUGGGCCUUUCUAUUUCUAGCCUUUCUGGCACCCCACGGACCUUUUGGUUCACUAUGGAUGCGCGCCACUAUGCUCAUCGGCUGCAUCAUGAUGGGCAUGUAUGGUUACCUGAUUGAGUGCACUCCGGAUGUGGUGCUCUGGUCCGGACUUGGCAUUGGCAUCAACUUUAUCUAUCUAAUUGUAGUGCUCUGUCGACUGCGUCCGGUUCGUUUCGAUCAGGAAAUUGAAGCGAUGUACGUCGCGCUGUUCCAGCCGCUGCACGUGACACGUCAACAAUUUCGCAAGGUGCUCAACUGCAUGAAGGUGAUACGUGGACUCAAAUACCAGGAGGUCUAUGCACAGGAGAAGGUUACCAAAGUUGACAGCCUGUCGCUGGUGCUUAGCGGCAAAUUGGUCGUGUCGCAGCAUCAGCGGGCGCUGCACAUUGUGUUUCCCCAUCAGUUCCUAGACUCGCCAGAGUGGUUUGGCGUUUCGACCGAUGACUACUUUCAGGUGUCUAUUAUGGCCAUGGAGGAGUCGCGCGUGCUUAUCUGGCAUCGGGACAAGCUCAAGCUAUCAAUAAUGGCCGAACCCUUCCUGCAAACUGUAUUUGAUCACAUAUUGGGCCGCGAUGUGGUGAAAAAGCUAAUGCAGGUGACACAGGUGAGCGAGUCGAUAGCAAGCAACGGUUUCCUGCCCUCGGGCGGCUAUGCAGAUGAUGCCGAGGACAAGCCUAUGCUCAUCUUAAAGAAGAGCGUCGAUGUGGGCCAUGGACUGACGGCCCUAAUCAAUCGUCAGCUGCAAGAAGAGCAUGUUCCUUUACUUGGUCGCACGUACAAACACACUAAGCAGCAGCUGCCGCCGAUGCCGCCAGGUGGCGCCAGUUUGGUGGACACCAACGUUGAUCACUACGCCGCCGCCGCUGCUGUAGUUGCUGCUGGUCGACACGAUCGCAGCAGGCAAUCAAAUUGAAAUCGAGUCCUGAUCAAAGCAACUGCACGCCCACACACACACACACACAGACACACACACACACAAACGCAAAGCGCUUGCGAAGCAAUGCUUUAAGGCCUUACCACAAGCAUUGCGCUUCUUUGAAAUAUAGUAAACUUAUACAUAUUACUGUAAAUAAAUGAAUAUAAAAAAACACACGCACACUCAGACCAUACAUAACAGCAUCAACAACAACAACAGCUGCUAGCAUUGAAAAGCAACAAUAGUUGGUAUAUAUAGAGCUCAAGCGAGUUGUGCAACAUCUGUGCAUCCAUCAACAACAUCAUCGAUCAAAAGGUCAUCUAAAAUAUGUUUAUCGAGCAUCUAUCGUCGCCCGUCAAUUAUCGAUUAUCGAUCAUCUAUCAUCGCCAUCGAUCCUCAACUCAACGCACGCACCCGCACUUGAAUGUUUGUUUAAACUUUUGGCAUAGAACACAAAUUCAGAUUCAAAUGCAAUCCCCGUUCGAGUCAGGUAUUCUUGCCAGGUACUUGUCGAAUUUGUGGAUAAAUAGAGUUAUCCUCAAGAUAAACAAUUGAAAAGGCACCAAGAAAAUAUCUAUCCAACAACAAAAUCAAAAACUAUAACAACAAAGGUAUAAUAUUAUAUAUACAAAUGUAACAACCAUCAAUUUAAGGCUGGAGCUAAAGAGCUAUUCUCAUUCAAGCAGAUCUUCAAGUUAUAAAACUCAAGUUAUAAUGUCUCAAUGCGACAAUGCCUACUACGUCGUCACUGCACUAAUCCCUAUUGUAUUUAAAGUUAAUUUUCAAACAUGUACGAGAUUUAGAGCUUUAUGCUAACAGCUUGGCUAUAAUAGUGUGAUAAUUGAUCACAGAUUUCUGAUCAAGCUUCAAGUUUUUUUAGCAAAGCAGAAUUCAUUCACUAAUCAAUAUGUUGUGAUCGUCAACUUUUUGACGGUCGGCUUCUGCUGAUCCACGCUCGGGUAAGCUCUACUGCGCUGGAAGAUAACAUCAUGAAAAAUUGAUUUCAAAUGGUUACGAUCCAAAGAUCGUAGCCAAUUGCUUGGCCAUAUUUGAUUGAUCACUGAUCACUAAUCAGCAAUAAAAAAAUACAAUUUCUAAAAAGUUUCGACUUCCGUUCCACAUUUAAUGGAAAAUUUUUAACUGUGC
Drosophila hydei is the source of this 3009-nucleotide messenger RNA. It is a transcript of the gene bves, whose product is annotated as blood vessel epicardial substance. NCBI's taxonomy places the organism in Eukaryota, Metazoa, Arthropoda, Insecta, Diptera, Drosophilidae. The record is from RefSeq and is a predicted model, not a curated record. Gene Ontology annotation, molecular function: cAMP binding. The transcript has 8 exons. Gene Ontology annotation, cellular component: sarcolemma. The coding region runs from base 580 to 1860 and encodes 426 amino acids.